This is a messenger RNA of Mycena citricolor, 265 nucleotides long. Lineage: Eukaryota; Fungi; Basidiomycota; Agaricomycetes; Agaricales; Mycenaceae. The record is from the annotation of a GenBank genome assembly.
UCUUUUCCCUAUUUCUAGGCGCCUAUGCCUACCAAGUAAAAGUCUCGGACACAGACUAUUCGCGGCAAACAUGCAGCGGAAUGUGGGCCAACCAGAACACAUUUAUCAACGUGACAUUCGAUGCGUCUUCUCAAGGCCAGCUCGCAAUGGUGAUCUACGAGUGGUCGGACGUCCAAUAUCUCGGAAAGAUUACAUCUUAUACGGACGAUGAACUACCGGUGCGUUCUGCCUCUCGCUGGUAGAACGAAUCAACCACCCGUGGUGG